Molecule: messenger RNA, 651 nt
Organism: Armigeres subalbatus
Lineage: Eukaryota; Metazoa; Arthropoda; Insecta; Diptera; Culicidae
Exons: 1
Coding region: 1-651 (216 amino acids)
Source: RefSeq, a predicted model, not a curated record
AUGGGGGGUUCAUGGGAGCGUCUUGUACGCUCCAUCAAGACUGCGCUAACAAGCCUACCGCAGGACAGGAAACUCGAUGAUGAAGCACUGUUAACAUACCUGAUCGAAGCAGAGUCAAUCGUAAAUUCCCGCCCUUUGACAUAUUUGCCGCUGGAUGCUCCAGAACAAGAGGCGCUUACGCCAAACCAUUUUCUGUUGGGGAGUUCAAGUGGCGUGAAGCAACCUUCGAGAGAAGUAGGCUGCCCCGAAAAAGUACUUCGCAAAAGUUGGGAUACCUUACAAGCAAACUUGGAUCAUUUUUGGAAGCGCUGGAUACGGGAAUACCUUCCUACGCUUACACGGCGUACUAAAUGGUUUGGAGAUGUCAAGGCAAUUGAGGUUGGAGACUUAGUGGUUAUAGUCGAAGAUAAGAGACGCAACGGGUGGACUCGAGGACGAAUCUUGGAUGUGGUGCGAGGUCGUGACGGCAGAGUUCGUCAAGGGAUUGUGCAGACAUCGAGCGGAGUUUUUAGAAGACUGGUUACCAAACUGGCAGUGCUAGACGUCGCAGGAACCAGUAAAGCUGAGACCGACACUCAGCCUUACGAGGAGGGGGAUGUUGACGACGCCACUCAAAAUUUGGCAACCUUGUCAGCAGGAGACAACUCUUAA